GUGUCGUGACAGUGAAAAAAAUCCUACAACUUGAGUCCGAAAGCGGAAUUCCCCUCCUUCUUUCAGAUUAUGGAGUCCUGAAGGAUAAAUAGACAUCAGGGAUUGUUCCAAACCAUCAUUAAAGCAGUUGCGUCCACAAAUCAUCUGUUCAGCAAAUACAGGGACAAAAGCGAUGAGUAAGUAGAAAGUCACACAUUGUUACAGUUAAUGUUUCACACCAUGUAGAGUAGAGCUCAGACGUCAGAUUUCACCAAAACGUAUCCAUUUAUCUUUCCAGCAUCUUCUACCUCCGACAACAUGCUGUCUAGUUUGACACUUCUCCUGGCUCUGACGUCACUAGCAUGCAUAGGAUCCGUCUCUGCUCUGCCGCUGACGGAAGGUUUACGGCGAGACCCCACCUCAGACUUUGGAGGACCACAGCCGCUGGACUUCAGUUCUCUGAGUGGAAACUGUCUGCUUAUUGCACGGCGUAUUUGGUCCCUUAGUGUCAUUCUGAAGACUCAGCUUUGUGACGUGGAUUUGGUAUGUGAUACCAGUAUGGCUAUGAUAUUGCACAAUAGUGUGCAGUUUCCAAAAAUUUCAAAGGAAGAUGGAUGUUAUGCUUCUGAUUUCAAUAAGCAAAAAUGCUUUCGGAAGAUUGCCAGUGGUCUUUAUGUGUACCUUCCAUAUCUGCAGCUUGUACAAAAUGCCUUUGCUGGUGAGGAGAAGAAAAUAGAGAACAUACAACAUACUACCAAGCAUCUUGCUGAUGUAAUUAAAAUGGCGCUAAACAAUACUUCCAAUGUGAAGGAAAUGGACAAGAAUCAACAAACGGUUCUUGAAUCCCUGCCUUCUGAUCAGGAAUGGACAAGAAAACUGACUAUCAGAUUUAUACUUACAGAUUUUGCCAACUUCAUGGAGAAAACUAUUAGAGCUGUUCGCCAUGUUCAGAAUAGUUAAACUGACAUGUACCAGUCUGAAGAGUAAGAACGUUUUAGUUCAAGAAUCUUAGUAAAACUUUCUACAGCGUUAUAGACUCCUAGAGAAUCAUAAGUACUGCACAUUGCAGAAAAAACAUUAAUAUUUAUUCUGUUCAGAAUGAUAUUUUUUGACUAUUUAUAAAAUCUUAAAUUAUGGUACCUUGCAUUUGUAUCCAUUUUUUGCCUGUUGCAGAAAAUGUUUAAUGUAUUUUAAUUAUGUAGUUAUUUAUUGGAUUAUUGUCAUGUUAAUUUAUAUUUUUAUAAUUUCAUGGGAAGUGAAUUAUGGUACUUCAUGUUUUUAAUAGAAACAGAAGUGUAUUGCCUGAUGCAGAACAAGUUAAAUAUAU
Molecule: messenger RNA, 1306 nt
Organism: Protopterus annectens (West African lungfish)
Lineage: Eukaryota; Metazoa; Chordata; Ceratodontiformes; Protopteridae
Product: interleukin-6-like
Exons: 4
Coding region: 298-939 (213 amino acids)
Biological process (GO): positive regulation of cell population proliferation; immune response; T-helper 17 cell lineage commitment
Cellular component (GO): extracellular region
Molecular function (GO): interleukin-6 receptor binding; cytokine activity; growth factor activity
Source: RefSeq, a predicted model, not a curated record